Molecule: messenger RNA, 872 nt
Organism: Hippocampus zosterae (dwarf seahorse)
Lineage: Eukaryota; Metazoa; Chordata; Actinopteri; Syngnathiformes; Syngnathidae
Gene: gamt
Product: guanidinoacetate N-methyltransferase
Exons: 6
Coding region: 48-764 (238 amino acids)
Biological process (GO): creatine biosynthetic process
Cellular component (GO): cytoplasm; nucleus
Molecular function (GO): guanidinoacetate N-methyltransferase activity
Source: RefSeq, a predicted model, not a curated record
AGCCCGGCUUCUCGCCUUUCGCCCCCCCUUUGCUGUGAAGACACACAAUGAGCAGCAGCGCCUCAGCCGAUCGGCCCAUUUUCUCCAAGGGGGAGGACUGCAAGGCCUCGUGGCACGACGCCAACGCCGGCUACAAUGAAGCUGACACGCACCUGGAGAUUAUGGGCAAACCCGUGAUGGAGCGCUGGGAAACCCCGUACAUGCAUUCCCUGGCUACGGUGGCGGCCUCCAAAGGCGGCCGGGUUCUGGAGAUCGGAUUCGGAAUGGCCAUAGCUGCCACCAAAUUGGAGUCUUUUCCCAUUGAGGAGCACUGGAUCAUCGAGUGCAAUGAUGGCGUCUUUGCCCGACUGGAGAACUGGGCCAAGUCCCAACCACACAAGGUUGUGCCCCUCAAGGGCCUCUGGGAGCAAGUUGCGCCCACCCUUCCAGAUAACCACUUUGACGGUAUCCUGUAUGACACAUACCCUCUGUCUGAGGACACAUGGCACACUCACCAGUUUGACUUUAUCAAGGGUCACGCUCACCGAAUGCUAAAGCCCGGCGGCGUACUGACCUACUGCAAUCUGACCUCCUGGGGUGAGCUGCUCAAAGACAAAUACAACAAUAUUGAGACCAUGUUUCAGGAGAGCCAGGUGCCUCAUCUGCUUGAAGCCGGCUUCAAGAAGGAGAAGAUAAGCACUACCACCAUGGACAUUGUACCUCCCACUGAGUGCAAAUACUAUUCCUUCCAUAAGAUGAUCACCCCCACCAUUAUCAAGGAGUAAAGUGCAGAACACUGCUGAAACCAUAUUACAGAAUCAUGUGCCUUCUCUGACCCUCUCUUUGUCCUUACUUGUUUCCCAGCUUUCAAUAAAACAAAAUCCAUAUCCAUA